AUGGCGGCCAGACAAGCCAUCAAUCGACCAAAUUUCUCCUCCCCGAUCCUCUCGGAGGCCAUCAUACAUAACGGGCUGGUCUACGCCAGUGGAAAGAUAGGACUCGAUACCAGAACCGGAACUUUGGUGUCCGAUGAUGUGGCCGAGCAAACAAAAACAGCAUUAGGACUGUUGGAGUCGGUACUCCUCGAAGCAGGUAGUGGGCUACAUAAGAUCAUCAAGUGCAACAUAUACCUGACGAACAUUGCUGAUUUCGCAGCCAUGAACACCAUCUAUAUUGCCACCAUCCCAAAUCCUAAGCCUGCUCGGGUAUGCGUGACGGUGGCUGAUCUUGGACGGGGUGCUAAGGUAUUUAUCACCUGUCAUAUAUCGCGAAGAACUCAAGCCAACAGUAAAUUGUCAAAAGGUGGAGAUUGA
This is a messenger RNA of Fusarium sp. VM40, 417 nucleotides long. The record is from the annotation of a GenBank genome assembly. NCBI's taxonomy places the organism in Eukaryota, Fungi, Ascomycota, Sordariomycetes, Hypocreales, Nectriaceae.